AAUUAUCAGUCAAUCGUCUUGCAUAGUUUUCUUUCUCCUAUGUCCUCGCCCACCAGCCACUUCCAUUUCUUACUCUGUCCGCUCACUCCACCGACACACACUCAUUUCCAAAGCCACUGCAAGUUUUACUAGAAACGUCAUACUUAUGGAAUCCAGAAGAGAGCGAAAAUUCUCUCGAACCAAAUACAAUGCAGACUUAACUGCAAUUCUUCGAAAAUCAUGGUACCAUUUAAGGUUAUCUGUGAGACAUCCCUCUAGAGUACCUACUUGGGACGCUAUUGUCCUCACGGCUGCCAGCCCCGAGCAAGCCCAGCUAUACGAGUGGCAGCUCAAGCGCGCCAAACGUAUGGGCCGGAUCGCCAGCUCCACUGUCUCUCUUGCCGUGCCUGAUCCCAACGGCCAGCGGAUUGGCUCUGGUGCCGCCACUCUCUAUGCCAUUUAUGCCCUAGCUCGCCAUUAUCGGACGCUUGGUAUCGAUCUUGGCUCUGAGGUGGCAAACACAGAAAUUGGCAAUUCUGGAUCUUUUUUUCCAGAUGAAGGAUCUAAUAAAGAAGAUUAUAUCCUGCCAAUGGUGAGAUUUGUGGCCAAGAAGCAUAUUCUAUUGCUUCAUGCUGGAGGUGACUCUAAAAGGGUCCCAUGGGCUAAUCCUAUGGGAAAAGUUUUCCUGCCACUUCCAUAUUUGGCAGCAGAUGACCCUGAUGGUCCAGUUCCGCUGCUUUUUGACCAUAUACUUGCAAUUGCUUCUUGUGCAAGACAAGCUUUUAAGAAUAAAGGUGGGAUAUUGACAAUGACUGGGGAUGUUCUUUCAUGUUUUGAUGCCUCUGCUAUGGUUAUUCCAGAGGAUGCAUCUUGCAUCAUCACCGUCCCCAUCACCCUUGAUAUUGCUUCUAACCAUGGUGUUAUUGUGGCAUCUAAAAGUGGGAUUCAAACUGAAAGUUAUACAGUCAGCUUAGUUGAUAAUCUCCUACAAAAGCCAAGUGUUGAGGAACUUGUUAAGAAUCAAGCAUUAUUGGACGAUGGUAGAACAUUGCUCGAUACUGGAAUAAUAGCUGCUAGAGGCAAAGCAUGGGCAGAGCUUGUCAUGCUUGCAUGCUCCUGCCAACCAAUGAUUACAGAGCUUCUGGAGAAAAGAAAAGAGAUGAGUUUAUAUGAAGAUCUAGUAGCAGCUUGGGUACCUGCAAAACAUGACUGGCUACAAUUUCGACCUGUGGGCAAAGAACUCGUCAGAAGAUUGGGCAAACAAAAGAUGUUCAGCUAUUGCGCUUAUGACCUAUCAUUUCUGCAUUUUGGAACCUCAAGCGAAGUUUUGGAUCAUUUAAGUGGGGCGAGUUCAGAACUUGUAGGCCGAAGACAUUUAUGUUCCAUCCCAGCCACGACUGCUUCUGACAUUGCAGCAUCUGCUGUAAUUCUUUCUAGCAAAAUUGAUCCUGGUGUCUCAGUUGGGGAAGAUUCUCUUAUAUAUGAUUCAUCCAUUUCUGGCGGAAUGCAAAUUGGUUCCCAAUCUGUUGUUGUUGGCAUUAAUGUCCCAGGAGACAGUGAUAGGAUUGCAGAACGUUCAUUCAGAUUCAUGCUUCCAAGUUGUCAUUGUCUUUGGGAGGUUCCUUUAGUCGAAUGCACAGAAAGAGUCAUAGUAUACUGUGGACUCCAUGAUAACCCAAAAGAUUCACCUUCCAAGGGUGGGACUUUCUGUGGGAAACCAUGGAAGAAAGUCUUGAAUGAUUUAGGCAUUCAAGAAAGUGACCUAUGGAGCUCAGUAGGUUCUCAAGAGAAGUGCUUAUGGAAUGCUAAAAUAUUCCCUAUCCUUUCGUAUUUUGAGAUGCUUAGUUUAGCCUCAUGGUUGAUGGGUUUGAGGGAUCAAGAAUCUGAAAGUUUUCACUCCUUGUGGAAAAAUUCACGCCGUGUCAGUUUGGAGGAGUUGCAUAGAUCAAUUGACUUUUCAAAAAUGUGUACAGGCUCAAGUAAUCAUCAAGCUGAGCUUGCAGCUGGAAUUGCUAAAGCUUGCAUUAACUAUGGUAUGCUUGGACGAAACUUGUCUCAGCUGUGUCAAGAAAUACUACAAAAGAAAGCUUCAGGAGUUGAAAUAUGUAAGGACUUCCUAGACCUAUGUCCCGGACUUCAGGAGCAGAAUUCUAAAAUUCUUCCCAAAAGUCGAGCAUACCAGGUGGAAGUUGAUCUUCUUCGUGCAUGCAGGGAUGAAAAGACUGCCUGCUUAUUAGAACAUAAAGUUUGGGCUGCAGUUGCUGAUGAAACUGCCUCAGCAGUCAGAUAUGGUUUUAAAGAGCAUCUCCUGGAGUCUCCCAGCAGCGUGCCUGCUUCAGCAAAUCAGAAUAAUCACAUUACUGGUCAUGUCAGUCGAUAUUUCUGUUCUAGAAGGGUAAAGGUUGAGUUACCAGUCCGUGUAGACUUUGUUGGGGGAUGGAGUGACACUCCUCCAUGGAGCUUAGAGCGUGCUGGUUGUGUGCUGAAUAUGGCAAUAAGUUUGGAAGGUUGUCUUCCCAUCGGCACCAUCAUAGAAACAACUGAAAAGAUUGGAGUGUUGAUUGAUGAUGAUGCUGGAAACCAGUUAUACAUUGAGAAUCUUAACUCUAUUGCUCCUCCGUUUGAUGGUGAUGAUCCAUUCCGCCUUGUCAAAUCUGCAUUGCUUGUUACUGGUAUAAUUCAUGAAAACAUUCUUCAAUCGAUGGGCUUGCAAAUCAGGACAUGGGCAAAUGUACCUCGUGGCAGUGGCCUGGGGACCUCUAGCAUCCUAGCAGCUGCUGUUGUGAAAGGACUUCUUCAGAUAACUGAUGGAGAUGAAAGUAACGAAAAUGUUGCUAGACUGGUUUUGGUAUUGGAACAACUCAUGGGGACAGGAGGUGGGUGGCAGGAUCAAAUUGGAGGUUUGUACCCUGGUAUUAAAUUUACUAAAAGUUUUCCUGGAAUACCAUUGCGGCUCCAAGUUAUCCCCUUAUUGGCUUCCCCUCAGUUGAUUUUGGAGCUGCAGCAGAGAUUGCUUGUGGUGUUUACUGGUCAAGUUCGACUUGCACAUCAAGUUCUACAAAAGGUAGUUACUAGAUAUCUUCAGCGGGAUAAUCUUCUUGUAUCCAGUGUUAAGCGCCUUGCUGAACUGGCAAAAAUUGGGAGAGAAGCAUUGAUGAACUGCGAAGUCGAUGAGCUAGGGGAGAUAAUUCAGGAGGCUUGGAGGUUGCAUCAGGAACUUGACCCAUACUGCAGCAAUGAAUUGGUUGAUAAGCUUUUUGCAUUUGCUGACCCAUACUGCUGCGGCUACAAGCUUGUUGGCGCUGGUGGUGGAGGUUUUGCGUUGUUACUAGCCAAGGAUGCGAACUCUGGAAAGGAAUUGAGACAUAAACUAGAAGAAUGUUCAAACUUUAAUGUGAAAUUCUACAAGUGGAACGUCUUUUUAGACAAUUAGACGUGGUGAUAUAAUCAGAGAAACCUCAUAUUAUUAGUACAAUUGUUACUAUUCUUCUUUACACAGAUCUUGUUAUUCUUAUAGGUUUAUACGAUGAUAUGUAUAUAAUAGAUAACUGGGAUGUCGGUUUUAUAUAAGUGUGUAAUAUUAAGAACAGAUGAUAGAAUAAUUGUGUUUAUUUUAAAAGCUUAA
Jatropha curcas is the source of this 3604-nucleotide messenger RNA. It is a transcript of the gene FKGP, whose product is annotated as L-fucokinase/GDP-L-fucose pyrophosphorylase. The record is from RefSeq and is a predicted model, not a curated record. Gene Ontology annotation, molecular function: fucokinase activity; ATP binding. Gene Ontology annotation, biological process: GDP-L-fucose salvage. Lineage: Eukaryota; Viridiplantae; Streptophyta; Magnoliopsida; Malpighiales; Euphorbiaceae.